Labeo rohita (rohu) is the source of this 706-nucleotide messenger RNA. RefSeq names its product protein ATP6V1FNB. The record is from RefSeq and is a predicted model, not a curated record. The transcript is spliced from 2 exons. NCBI's taxonomy places the organism in Eukaryota, Metazoa, Chordata, Actinopteri, Cypriniformes, Cyprinidae. Bases 51 to 587 code for a protein of 178 amino acids.
UGUGGCCUCACAACUGUCCAGUUAAUCGGUCAGAGACGCGAGUAUCAGCCAUGAGGAACCUGCUCACCACUCAAGACCAGAACUUCUACCGCGAGCUGAUCCUGAAGGAGGCCUACACCCGGCUGGCGUGGAAGAUGAAAUACAGCAAAGAAUACCCGACCACCUUCGCGUCUCGCAGGUCCAAGUCCAUCGGGCUUUUUAACCCUCCGUCUGUGGAUAAACUCAAGCUGCCUCCUGUGGUCCAGACGCGGGAGAAGCAGCGUGAAGCGCCCGCUCCGGUGCGUCGGUCUCUGAGUGAGGCCCCGCUUAUGAGACCUGUGAGCCCGCAGACUAAAGCGGCUCUUUAUCAGGGGUUAUCCAACGAAGGCAAAGGGCGAGGUUUGUACCUGAGGAAACGGGCGCAGAAAGGUCCUGAGGAAAAGUUUGAUUAUCCAAUUCUGUCGUCCUUUGAUUAUGGAUGGAGAUUAGGUGACUAUGAGAUUGACUGUAAGACGCCGGCCUAUGGGAGAUCUGGGAUCGUAAGAAACACUUUCUACGCCAGGAAUGGCAUUUUUAAUAUUCCCACACCGACUGAUCAACUCGGCUGAGAUGUUUUUCUCACCUCAUUGAACAGACAGUAUUCACCUUAAAUCUAAUACUCGGAGUCAUUUACUUAAGUAAAUCAUUUAUUUUAAUGAAAUAACUCUUAUAAGCAUACAUACAUCGU